AUGGAUGUGUGGAUCGUGCAAUACUGCCAAAAAAAGCCUGAAUUUGGUUUUGGCAAUCACGAUUUUAUUGUCCCAUAUUGUUCUCAAUACCCCGUUUCACAUUCGUCGUUAAGUGGCUAUCGCUCAUCAAAUUAUUAUCAACAAACACAACAACAACAUUCACAUAAUUAUUAUCCGGCUAUGCAAGCAAUGCAACCGAAUGCAAAGGAUACAACUUAUCAGAAAAUAUUUGUUGGUGGACUUCCGUAUCAUACAACAGAUGAAACAUUAAGAAAAUAUUUUGAAAAAUAUGGUGAUAUAGAAGAAGCUGUUGUUAUUCUUGAUCGAUCAACGGGGAAAAGCAGAGGAUACGGUUUUGUGACAAUGGUUACAAGAGAGUCAGCACAAGAAGCGACUAAAGACCCAAAUCCAACGAUAGAUGGACGACGUGCUAAUGUAAAUUUGGCGUAUAUUGGUGCUAAAAAUCGAAUAAGUAGUCCAGCUUCAAAUUUGUUUGCAUAUACUUCAGCCGUACGUGCAUUACCAUCGAAUUAUCAAACAGCUUAUGGAACAACACCGCUCGUCUAUUAUCCCGUGUCAUCAUCAAAUCAACUUUAUUUGACAGCAGCAUCCCAAAAUAAUUGGCAAAAUUUGAUAUUACCAAAUCUAUCAACACAAUCAUUGCAAAAUGUUGCAUCUGGUCAAUUUACAUCAUCGGCGUUGCCAAUUAAUGGUACCAGUACAUUAUCGGCAUUGAAUUCUGUCGGGCAAUCAACAACGCCACAAAAUUUAUAUGAUGUAACAACAUUGUUGUCUAGUCCAGGUCCAACAACGUUAUUUGAAACUGUACCAUCAACAUCAUCGACGACAGCACAAAAUGGAGCCGGUGUUACAUGUUUACCUGCGACAUAUUGGCCAACAUUUCCAUCGCAUUUACAAAAUUAA
This is a messenger RNA of Didymodactylos carnosus, 924 nucleotides long. NCBI's taxonomy places the organism in Eukaryota, Metazoa, Rotifera, Eurotatoria, Philodinida, Philodinidae. The record is from the annotation of a GenBank genome assembly.